Molecule: messenger RNA, 4032 nt
Organism: Hyalella azteca
Lineage: Eukaryota; Metazoa; Arthropoda; Malacostraca; Amphipoda; Hyalellidae
Gene: exd
Product: homeobox protein extradenticle
Exons: 8
Coding region: 48-830 (260 amino acids)
Biological process (GO): embryonic organ development; regulation of transcription by RNA polymerase II; neuron development
Cellular component (GO): nucleus
Molecular function (GO): RNA polymerase II cis-regulatory region sequence-specific DNA binding; DNA-binding transcription factor activity, RNA polymerase II-specific
Source: RefSeq, a predicted model, not a curated record
UGUCCCUCCGUAACACUCAAGAGGAGGAACCACCCGAUCCCCAGCUCAUGAGGCUGGAUAAUAUGCUCAUCGCAGAGGGGGUCGCAGGCCCCGAGAAGGGAGGAGGAGUGGGAGCCGCAGCUAACGCGUCUGCAGCAGCCGGAGCAGGGGACUCUGCCAUAGAACAUUCCGAUUACCGGGCCAAGCUGGGCCAAAUUAGACAGAUAUACCACCAGGAACUUGAAAAAUACGAACAGGCAUGUAACGAGUUCACCACACACGUGAUGAACUUGCUGAGGGAACAGUCUCGCACACGGCCAAUAACACCUAAGGAAAUCGAGCGUAUGGUCCAAAUUAUACACAAGAAAUUUUCAUCGAUACAAAUGCAGCUAAAGCAGUCCACUUGUGAGGCUGUAAUGAUUCUCCGAUCACGCUUUCUUGACGCCAGGAGACGUCGCCGUAAUUUCAGCAAACAAGCCUCAGAAAUCUUGAAUGAAUAUUUCUACUCGAACCUCUCGAACCCGUACCCGUCAGAAGAAGAGAAGGAGGCGCUUGCCCGUCGCUGUUCAAUAACGGUCAAUCAGGUCUCCAACUGGUUCGGCAAUAAGCGGAUCCGCUACAAGAAGAACAUUGGCAAAGCACAAGAAGAAGCUAACUUAUACGCUGCUAAGAAAGCAGCAGGUGAGGCAGGAGCAUCACCAUACAGUAUGAGCGGGACUCCAGGACCCAUGAUGUCCCCGCCACCCGGGGACGAGUCCAGUAUGGGUGGAUAUGGCAUGCCUGGCAUGAACGGCUCCGGCUACUCGGGGGCGUUGGGUUAUGACCUCCAUCCCGAGUCCCCCGAUGUCUAGGGGCUUCAGAACAAGAGCCCCUCUGCCUCGCCUCCCCAAUAACGACCCUGGGGCCGCCUCUCACCACCAUCGCUGCUCAGCCUUGGCGGUGAAAGUCGCCUUUCCUAUCGCCGGAGCCACAACCUCUUGCUUCUGUCCGCCGUCGGGCAGAUCAAGAAGACAAGCAAGGUCCCCGGUGUCCGCUACUGGAGGCGGGGCGUCUUUUGCCGCCCCUCAGUAUACGAUCACAGCCUGGGCCCCAAACCUCACCUUCCUUUCCCCUUAUUAGCAUAAGAGCAACACUUCCUCUCGUAUUACUUUUAAGAUAUCCUUUUUAUCCUGGCUUUCAUCCUGUACCUACCCAUCCUCAGUUGAGAAAUGAAAUUCCUAUCCUUAAUAUCCUCCACUUUUCCUGCGCUCUCCUCAGCUCUGGGGGAACAGUCCCAGGUCUGUUUCAUGUCCCUAGCAAAAGAUGUUGCGCAAUGGAGACGGCGCAACAAUGUAUACGGUCGGUAUGUGAUAGUCCAUUCACGUAUUGCUUUUGUUGUAUUUUGAAAGCUUCAACUAAGACGUCGUCUCCGACGCAACAAUCUUAUUGCUCUCUGAACAGACAAAUUAAAUUUCAAAAUUAUAAUUCUUUUCAUUCUUGAGACUGCAUUCUCUGGUAUAGAGUUCAAGUGGUCAUCUGCAGUAAUUCAAAAUAUAUUUCUGAACAAAAUUUUGACUUCUACAAAGUAGUUUGCCAACUGUGUUGUGGCUUCAUGAAAAUAGCACUGGUUUCGUGUACAGUAGAAGAGUAUGUAAAAUAGCAAUGACGUCUAAUUGAGGUAGAUAACUUGUAUUGGGUUAGUGAGAGGAACGCAUCUAUAAUUACUUAAUUUACUCUUCCCCCUCAGCCGACGACAGCAUCCAUCCCAUGACUCUUCAUCCUCUCUGUCACUAAUGUUAAGCCUGUUAUGUAAGGCUCCUGUAUCCAAUACUCAGGGCUCCAGGCUGAGUUAAUAAUACCGGUAAGGCAUCCUUUACUUUACCGGUGUAAGGUCUCCUUCUCAUCUUCCUCGCCAGUAAUUGGUAUCCUUUCCUCAUCCUUGUGGUUAGGCGUCCCACCAUCAUUACCCUCACCUUUUAUAUAAGGCAGCAUAAUCCUUAACCCGACGACUAGACGCCUCUACGCUUUCUUCAUACGUCAUUCGUUAAACCAGUUCUCCAACACCUCUUCAAACGCAACAUUUAACCUUUUGAAAUUUCUUGGUAUCCAUAGCGACUUCAUUCAAAAAUCGGUGAUUUUCAACCUCGGUGAUUGCGUUCUAUUUCAUACACCUUUCAUGUUACUAGGAUUCAGAAUUGAGAUUGGUUUUAUCUCUCUGUACAUUUGUUGUACAUUUUUCCAAAUCCUUGCGAUUAUCUUGUAAUUCGAUUAGACAGCUUAGACUGUGUAUAUCUUCGCCCCUCCCAUCAACCCAGUAUACGCUUUAUUCACCGUGCAUUUUUUCAACACAACCCGUGGGUGUCUAGCAUUCUUUUUUCUGGUUCCAUUGUCUAGGAGCAAUUGUGGCUCAAACGUUUAAAUGCCUCGUUUAAUUGUUGGAAGGAUAUAUUUUGUUGCUAAAUUGUUUGUACUGUAGUUGAAAAUUCAGCAUUUCCUCGUUCUCGUUACCGAUUAGCUGAAACACAUGAUAGGAGAAACAAUAUUUUUGUUUUGCAGCUCGCAAAUGAUAAAUGAUUAUGUAUUUUGCUUCUGUGCAUUCCUGUUACACUUGGCAAUCAUCACGCUAAACAUGUGUUUAGUUCUUGAGGUGAGUGCGAGACCGUUAUUCUUGGGUUCUGUUUCCUCUCAAACAAGUGUUUUGCUGUGGGGAAAAAUCAGCUUGAUUUAUCUCUGCCGAUACCUGUCGUAACAAACCUCCAUAGCAUAUUGCUUCUCAUCCGGGUAUCCUUACCUAUUUUACUUUAAAAGAAUAGCAAUUUAAUUUGAAGCUAAAAUUUUGUAGAUCAUCUCCCGUGCGGUCUGGGUUUUUGUCAAUUUAUCCGCGAGUUUUAUUUAAACUGUAUUUGUUUGCGCGAGUGUUUUAUGCCGAUUUUACAUGUCUAUACGUACUUGCUGAAGGUCUACGUCGAAUUCCAUUUUCGGGUCGAAUUGUUUCAUUGUUGAUCAGAAUCUGCUAACCGGCCUUUUUUCGAAAUUCGAGUUCUGCUUGCAAGAGCUACAGCACUUUGUGCCAUAUUCUUCCAGGGAUACGGUCGCUCAUUUCAGUUUGAGGCUCAAGUGAUUAUAGGUUUUUCGAUUUUUCUCUAUCAUGGCCAGAUGUUUAUAUUGUUGCUGUAUUUUACGGACAUCUUGUUGAUAAUAGUAUUGGAGGCAGCAAAAAAUACUACUAAUUUAAACUUCUUAGAAGCAUUUGUUCCCAUUUUUGAUUAAUGAUAAGUGUUCAUUUUGUUUGUAGAGUCUGUAGGGUACAUUAUGCGUGUAAGAGAGCAGCGAGAGUGACGCUUGUAAUGUCUUGCUCUCCCUGCUCUCCGUUACAUAACUGUAAGGCGUGCAUACACACGAGUUGUGCGAGGUAGCUAGAACCCAAGUAUACAGUGAUAAUACUUCAGUAUACGAACAAGAGAGUUUCCUCAUUGACAAAAACUACGAUUAAAAAAUAAGCUAUAAUAGCCAUCCCUAUUUCCGCUGAAUUGUUAGUUAUUUUUUUACUCAUAGUCAAAGUUUUUGGUAGCCAAAGGCGAUUCCGAAGAAAAGGAUCGAUGCGGCUCUUGUACGUAGUAUUCUACUUGGUGUAUGUAAGCCAAGACUCUUCAACUGUCUCUUUAUUGUCAUUCUUCGUGUGAUUGUUGAGGCGGGCCGUGUUCGCUGCUCCUUCCCUCGCUUCUCUCUGAGUAAUGUUGUCUGUAAAUGUAUUUCCCUCUCUGCAUUAAGUGCUCUCCCUUACCGUCCCUCUCUCAAAUACGUUGGAUGGGGCGGUGUCCCGAGAGAUUUUAGCUCUUUUGCGACGUCUCCAGUGCUAUUCUUUUGCAAUUUGUAAAUGUAGUCUUACUAGCAUUUUGCCUGCAGGGACGGUUUAGGACAGACUUGUAUACUUAUUUUAUUUAUAUGAGUUUAAGUGUAUGAACUAAUUUUUCACUCCUGAUCUACUUUCUAUCCAUAAUGGUAGGUAAGCUGCGCGAACUUCAUCCUCGGGUACAUACAUCAUCCCAUUCAUUUUUCUCUUUCAGUUGUUUG